This is a messenger RNA of Fopius arisanus, 946 nucleotides long. Its product is annotated as serine/Arginine-related protein 53-like. Bases 89 to 793 code for a protein of 234 amino acids. The transcript has 4 exons. The record is from RefSeq and is a predicted model, not a curated record. Lineage: Eukaryota; Metazoa; Arthropoda; Insecta; Hymenoptera; Braconidae.
UUCAAUUUUAUUUUGAACAUCAUAACCUGUAAAUAAUGAUUCAGGUGAUUCAGGUGACCAAUUGUUCAACUGACAAUUAGCCUGAGACAUGGCGAGAUACUCCAGUGACUCGGAUUCAGAUCGAAGUGGAAAAUAUCGGAAGAAACAUUACAGAAGAUCGAGGUCCAGCAGUUCAGACUCGAGUGACAGCUCAUCGUAUCGAAAACGUUCAUCGAAAUAUUCGAAAUCUCGAAGACAUCGACGUUCUCGAUCGAAAAGUCGAGACAAUCAGAGAUCCUCGAAGAGUUACAAAUCCUCCCGAGGGAAUUCCAAAGACCGAGAGAGACACAGACACAAAUCACCAGAGAGAAUAAAAAAAAAAACGAGAUCUGUAUCGAGGGAAAAAUCGACUAGUCGUUCGAGCAGUUCUCAGUCGUGCGUCAAAUCAUCAGCUGAGAAAAAUAUUAAUAUUCUAACCAAAGAUUUUUCCUUUCGUUUUUCACUUGCAGAUGAGUUCACUAUCGAGCCAAGAAUAAAUGAGAGCGUUUUGGAUGAAAUCAAUGCAUCGGGCUUCACACAAAAACAGUUUACGUCAUCAGCUCACAGCAAAGAGAAGAAAGCAAACAAAAAUAUUGUGAUUGACAUAACUGCCGACACAAUUCAAGUACCUGCAGCUGUGAAAACUAGUUCGACCAUUAAUGAGAGUAUUUUCCAUACUUCUAUUAUGAUGGACCAAGAGGUUCGAUUCGACAGAUGGGUGAAGAAAUUAUUCAACCUUCGACAGAAAGCAAUAGCAGAAAUCUCCUCGACGUAAUAAAUUAUUAACUGAAUUGUCCAAAAAUAACGAGAAAUAGAAAUUUUUUUAACAUUAAUAUUUUCUUUAUUUUACCACUCUUACAGCGUUAUCGCUUAGACAUUGAUAAAUUCGUAUUCGAAUAAUCCUUUCUAAUGAAUAUAAGUGACCAAA